Oppiella nova is the source of this 800-nucleotide messenger RNA. Lineage: Eukaryota; Metazoa; Arthropoda; Arachnida; Sarcoptiformes; Oppiidae. The record is from the annotation of a GenBank genome assembly.
AUUAAUAUUGAUACUAUUUAUUAUCAUUUUAUUUAAUUUUGUUAAUAAAUGCAAAACUAUUUUGAAAAACUCAUAAAAUGUUGAACGAGAUACUAUCAAAUAUAGUAAUUAAAUUAAUAAACUCAUUAGUGAUCGCCUACACCUACACAACACUACCUCUGUAUUACUACAGACAAAAGCCAUGGCUUAGGCUGAAGAAGGCAAGGGAGGAGAGGGCCCUUCCGGAGAACCCUCUGGACCCGGGCAGCGCCUGGCGUCGCACAGGGAGUACCGAUCCGAAAGUGAGUGCACUUGAAGCGGGAACAGUGGAUUGUAUGCUGGAAACGGCGGCUAAGAAUUAUGGCAAAAAUUAUACGAUAGUGGGGGUUAAGGUGCACGACGGGGGCAAAUAUUUUUACGACUGGUUUACGUACGGGGAUGUGAUUAGACGGGUCGACCACAUCGCCAAAGGGCUGAAACUGGUGGGCGUCGGGGCCGGCGAUAAAGUGCUCAUAUUUGCCGAAACACGACUCGAAUGGAUAUUAUGUGCGUUCGCUGUCUUCAAAUUGGGUGGUAUUGUGACCACACUUUUCGCACAGUUAGGUCUCGACGGUAUUGUCCACGGAAUCAAUCAGACUCAAGUGAAGUAUGCGAUCACAACCAAACAACAACUCAUAAAACUGCGGUCAGUGUUGUCUCAAACACCAAGCAUUCAGAAGAUCAUAGAUAUGGACGGGCAGUCUAUGGGCGACGGAACCGUUGAUAUCAUGUCUUUAAAACAAGUGGAAAUGAAUGGCAAGAAAUCUGAUAUUAAACUCUCG